Messenger RNA from Rhodamnia argentea, 2024 nucleotides. Its product is annotated as F-box protein At1g67340-like. The record is from RefSeq and is a predicted model, not a curated record. Gene Ontology annotation, molecular function: protein binding. NCBI's taxonomy places the organism in Eukaryota, Viridiplantae, Streptophyta, Magnoliopsida, Myrtales, Myrtaceae. The transcript has 3 exons. Bases 447 to 1745 code for a protein of 432 amino acids.
AAGCGAAGAUUAGAGAGAGAGAGUCCAGACAAGGGAGGAGCAAAAGCAGAAGCAGAUAGAGAGAGAGAGCAAAACCGACGACGAAAGGACGGAUCUGGGUCAACGCCGUUUGACUGCAGGACGCGACAAAGCGAAGGGGGAGGGGGGGCAUUCUCGUCAUUCUAUCUCCUCUCUCUUUCUCUCACUUAAAGACAAUCAAUCCCCCAGGAGGUCCUCCUGUGCGUUAUAAGCUCCCCCGUAUUUAUUUGUCUCUCUGGGUUCGGCCAUGUCUUUCUCCUUGUUGGUUUCUUCUCGGACCCUCUUCCUGGUUCAGAUAGAAUAAGAAGAAAUCAGAUAGAUAGAUAGACGGAUAGAUAGAUAGAUAGGGAGCGGAAUUGCAGCCACACGAAUUUAUAUACAUACACAUUCGCCUGCGCAUAUAGGCGGACGGGGGGUUAUCUGUCUCCAUGAGGACCCGGCGAGGGAUGUGUUACCCCAAAUCGGACCUUUGCUCCGGCAAGAAGAGGUCGGCGACGGCGAGGGCGGCGAGCGCGGUGAAGAGGAGGAGGAGGGAUUCCGUGCCGAGCGGGGAGGAUGCGGCCUCGUUCCGCCGCAAGCGGCGGGCGUCGUACCCGCGGGCGGGCGGCGGCCGCGACUUCUUCGACGCCCUCCCCGACGACCUCGUCCUCUCCGUGCUCUGCAAGGUCGCCGCCUCUGCCUCCGCCCCGCCCGAUCUCGUCAACGUCCUGCUCACGUGCAAGAGAUUUAAAGCGUUAGGCCUGCAUUCGAUGGUGUUGUCGAAGGCGUCGUCGAACGCUUUCACCGUCAGAGCUCACCGCUGGUGCGACUCCGCUCACCGCUUCCUCAAGCUCUGCGCCGACGCCGGCAACGUCGAAGCCUCUUACACUCUCGGCAUGAUUCGCUUCUACUGCUUGCAAAGCCGAGGGAGUGGAGCUUCGCUGAUGGCCAAGGCCGCGAUUGGGUCGCACGCGCCGGCGCUCUACUCGCUCGCGGUGAUACAGUUCAACGGCAGCGGCGGCUCCAAGAACGACAAGGACCUACGGGCCGGCGUGGCCCUGUGCGCUCGGGCCGCCUUCCUCGGCCACGUCGACGCCAUGCGCGAGCUCGGCCACUGCCUCCAGGACGGGUACGGCGUCCGCCAGAACGUCGCCGAGGGCCGCCGCUUCCUCGUCCAGGCCAACGCCCGCGAGCUCGCAACCGUACUCUCCUCCCCCUCCGCCGUCGCCGCCGCCGCCGCCGCUUCCCUCCUCUCCACUCGGGCGUGGCUCGCCUGGAACAGCCCGCACGCGCAGCCGCCGCACCAGCACCAGCUCCAGCAGCAGAACCAUCAACAUCAUCCCCUCCGCCACGUGGUGGCCGGCACAGGAUGCCCCUUGCUCAGCGACUUCGGGUGCAACGUGCCGGCGCCGGAGGCCCAUCCGGCGAACCGGUUCAUGGCGGAGUGGUUCGCCGCUCGGGGCGGCUCGGCGGGGCCGGGGCUGAGGCAGUGCUCCCACGUGGGGUGCGGGAGGCCGGAGACGAGGAAGCACGAGUUCAGGCGGUGCUCGGUUUGCGGGGCCGUGAACUACUGCUCGCGGGCGUGCCAGGCGCUCGACUGGAAGCUCCGCCACAAGGCCGAGUGCACGCCGGUGGAGCGGUGGGUGGACGAGGACGUCGACGGGGACGGCGAGGGCGAGGGCGAGGGCGAUGGCGGGGAACAUGACGGAGUGGGCGGCCCUAACGGUGAUGUCAUGGAGGAGAGUUGACGGUGACGGUGACGGUGACGGCGGCGAUAGAGGAGGAGGGGUUGAGGGAAGAAAAGGGACCAGUUUUGACGGGGGAAUAUUAAGAUGAAAAUUAUUUUUAGAUUUGGUCCGUCCAUAAUUUGCGAAUCUCGAUAUUUUCUUCCCUCCUUUUCUUUUUUUGGGUUGUAUAGAGAAGGGUAAAUUCGGAAACGGAAAAACGCCCUCGUUUUUUUGUGUACUAUGUUAGACCAAAUGCCAGGUCCAGUUCAUUUAGUUCAAAAUUCAGGUCUCCCUCCACAU